AUGUUUAUUAUAAAUUAAUAAUAAAUAUAUACCUCAACAGCCAAUUAUUUCAUUUCAUUCUGUUGUAUUAUAAGUAGAGGAAGAAAACAGAGUUACAUACAGUACAUUCGAAUUAGGAAUUCACAGAGUAAAACAAAAACACCAAAGGCAAAAGACUUGUUUCCCCUCAACUAAAAAAAUGGCUUCCAUCCCUUCCAUCAGUCAGUUCCCCUGUAAAUCUCUCCAAACCGGCUCCCACCGCCACUCCAAAUUGAGCCCUAGAAACGCCGUUAACCUCGUUAACGGCAUCAAUUUUCCCGCCAUUUCCGUAAGAAGAUCGGCGGAGGCGGCGAAGCAGGUUUUCACUGCUCGCGCGGCGGGGGGAGAAGACGAGUUCUGCGAGCCCGAUCUGGCUGGAGUGGCGGUUCUGAUUGAGCCGCCGCCGCCGCCGGCGAAGAAGCUGACCGAAAUUGAUGUGCUGAAGAAGCAGCUGUUGGAUUCAUUGUACGGCACCACCAGGGGGCUCUUCGCCAGCAGCGAAACUAGGGCGGAGAUUUUGGAGCUGAUCACCCAAUUGGAGUGCAAGAACCCUACUCCGGCUCCGACUGAGGCUCUCACCUUGCUCAACGGCAAAUGGAUCCUUGUUUACACAUCACAUGUGAAUUUGUUUUCUCUGUCAACCACGGUUGGAGCUCUGCCAUUGGUUAAGGUCGAAGAGAUUUCGCAGACGAUCGACUCCGAAAGUUUCACCGUCCAAAGUUCGGUACUCUUCUCCGGACCACUUUCAACCACUGCCAUUAGCACCAACUCCAAAUUCGAAGUUCGAACUCCCAAACGCGUGCAGAUUAAGAUUGAAGAGGGUAUUAUAGGAACACCACAGUUGAUAUAUUCGGUUGUACUUCCCGAAAACGUGGAGUUAUUCGGACAGAAUAUCGAUCUUACACCAUUCAAAGAAUUGUUCACUUCUGUUCAAGAAACAGCUUCCUCUGUAGCCACCACCAUUUCCAGCCAACCACCAUUGAAGUUCUCCAUCUCGCAUAAAGACGCAGAAUCGUGGCUCCUUACAACGUACCUCGAUGAAGAGCUUCGUAUUUCCAGAGAAGAUGGCGGGGGUAUAUUCGUCCUCAUCAAAGAAGGCAGCCCCCUUUUGACCCCCUAGACAUAUUAUUAUUACUCAUCCAUGUUUUUCCAUAAGAUUUUUUUUUUCGAUCCAUUCUUGCUACAGUUGUGUUAUUUAUUUGUUGAUUCCAUGAAGUUUUAAAUAUAUUCAGACAUUAUAUGAAUGGAGUGUUUAUAAUAUGUUUAAAAAUGUAAAAAUAAAUCGGUACAUACUUGGUGGAAUACCUCGAGUAUAAUGCAUCGGAACUCGUUAGAGUUCAUGGCCGUGAUGUAA
Molecule: messenger RNA, 1372 nt
Organism: Erythranthe guttata (spotted monkey flower)
Lineage: Eukaryota; Viridiplantae; Streptophyta; Magnoliopsida; Lamiales; Phrymaceae
Product: light-induced protein, chloroplastic
Source: RefSeq, a predicted model, not a curated record